AGGACCUCUCUAGGAGAAACCGUAGUGUUAAUCUUUUCUACAGAAUACAAAAGAAUGUUAACUGGUUCUGAGAAAGUGAACUAUGGCCAGUUGGAUGCAUUACUGAAAAUCAAGGGACUUCAACGCAUAGAGAAUCCACAAACUACCGAAGCCGUGCAUCGAAAAUGUAUGAAAUGCUAUCCCAAAAUAUUUAAGAAAGAAAAGGUUGUGUUGCCAGGGAUUCCCGAAAAAAGAACAAAAGGUGUACAUGCCUGUAAUUUCAAGAAUGACAAGCAGUUGAGUGGAGAUUCUUACAAAAUAGGCUUGAAUAAGAUGAAAAGCCCACAAAAGUUCCGUUCUGCUUCUCCAGAAUUCCCAGAGAAGUUACACAACCUAAUAAAGAUACUCAAGAAGAUACCCAUUCUAAGAACGGCUGAAGAACAUGAGACCAUAUAUAAGACAAUGAAACUCAUCCCUGAUGUCUGUAGCCAACUUUCUGAUGCAGAGCUGAAGGAGCUUAGCACAACUGUCAUAGGGGAGCACUGGGGGAGAGGAAACAAAGUGGAUGGAAGCCAAGGCUUCUUUGCAAUACUCAAAGGUUCUAUUAAAACACACUCAACGUACUACAAAAGAAUGAUUGGAGGGUAUUUUGUUGAAGCUGCCGUACAGUCUUCUGCACCGAACCUAACCGAAUCUUCAUCCCAAGCAAAGCUUGGUGUAGGAGACUGCUUUGGGACUCUGAUACCACUACCAGCAAGACUGCAACAAGAUGUGCUAGCAGUCAUUACAGAUGAAAGCAGCGACUUCCUCAAAAUCCCAUCUGCAGAUUACUUAAGAAUAAGAGAGGAAAUAGCAAAGCGUGAAAAGCUUGCCAAAGAAGAAUUAAUCCGUGGCUCUCCAUAUUAUCAGAGCUGGCCUAUGGUAUUUAUAUUUCAUCUGACUGCUCAGUUAAAAUGGAGGACAUUUCCAACAGACCAUGUGUUCGUGAAAGUAGGAGAAAUUAGCAAAUAUGUAGGAUUCAUUAAGUCUGGAUGCUGCAAUGCUUAUCGAAUAAUUCCAGCACUUGUGAAGCGACCAUUGGGGAAAAUGAUUAAACGGAUGAGACAAAUUCUCAUUGGCCAACUGCAACCAACAGAGUCCUUUGGAGAAGUAAGCAUCCUUCUUCAGAUUCCAUCUACUUAUAUGCUGAAAGCAGCAACUCCUGUUGAGCUGGGGAUGAUUGAUGCUGCAGACAUACUUGAAUUAGAUCCAAUAAUUCAGAUGCUUCUUCUACAAACAUCAAAGCCAUUAUUUGAAAAUAUCACAGAGGAUGAUAUCAAGCUUGACUAUAUAAAAAAAGAAAUUGAAAAAGAAUGGAAGCACAAAAAGGACAUGAUACUGAAAGAAGUAUUGUUUUACAAUGGAAUUAUCCCUGGUGUUGGAAAAUGGGUCCAUGAACCAGUUCCCUUCCGAAAGGAUGAGAAAAAGUAUCAAGUAUACCCCCAUGUUGCUUCUUAUAGAACAUGAGUGUAGAACAAAAUGGAGACUUUGGUGAAAGUCAGCAGUUUAUCCAUUGCUGUUUUCUCUCUCUGCUCUUGCUGUUCCUCCACCUCUUCCAAAUUACUUCCAUCUUUCAAUUGUUUCUUUCAAUAGCCCAGCAUGCCUCUGUUGAUGAUUUAUUUUUGGUAUCUUUUCCUUUGUCCAAAUCCUCCUGGUUCUUAUAUUGUAAAUACUUUAAUAUUUUUAUUUCAGUUGGGGGAAAAUUAGAGGAAACUUUAGCCAUUAUUAUUUCUGCAUCACAAAGAAAGCAUAUUUAAUUAGCCACCUUUCCUUUUAAGAAGGCAACAGUAAAGGACAAAAGGAAUAAAUCCGUACAUAUGAAAGUACGCUGAUACACAAUAAGGUUAAGUUAUUCUAUGGAUUAAUGAUAUGGAAAGGUUUCUUUUGAUUAAAAGGCAACAUGAAUAAAAGGUCAAAUAGAUCUGAAAUGUUUGUUCAUCAGUUAGGUAAAUUGGUCAGGUGAUCAAAGGAAGGUUUCUAAUUUCAUUGCUUACAUGACUGGAUGUGCUCACAUUACUGCAUACUGGUGGUAAGGGCGAAGCAAAACACAGCACAAUGAUGCUAGUUGGUGUGUUAAACUAGAUGUUAUAAGAAAGAGGAGAGAAUGUGAGACAGACCCAAUCAUCUUUUCUGACAUCUAAUUGUUGCCUUAGGCAAGUGAACCACAUUUGUCUAGUCUCCUCGCUCCUGGACCACCAAUGCUGUUGGAAAAAUUUGGCUUUUGCAGGGGGGUGAAAGGAAUCAGUUCAUUACUAUUAUGCUUCAUGUCUCUCCUGCUGGUCUGUUUUAAUUUUUUUUUAAUUCUGCUGGACCUGGUAUUAUUUUUUCUUUCCUCUUGCUUUUUAAUUAUUGUUUUAAUGGCAUUUUGCUUGUUUAUGUUUUAAAUAUGUCCUUGAUAUUUCUUUUGUCAUCUGCUUUGGAUGUUGUAAAAACAGAAAGUAGGUUAUACAUGUUUAUAAAUGAAAUACACAAAUAAAGCACACCAUGUUUGUUUU
This is a messenger RNA of Hemicordylus capensis (graceful crag lizard), 2513 nucleotides long. It is a transcript of the gene CNBD1, whose product is annotated as cyclic nucleotide binding domain containing 1. The record is from RefSeq and is a predicted model, not a curated record. The transcript is spliced from 13 exons. NCBI's taxonomy places the organism in Eukaryota, Metazoa, Chordata, Lepidosauria, Squamata, Cordylidae. The coding region runs from base 55 to 1485 and encodes 476 amino acids.